Molecule: messenger RNA, 3669 nt
Organism: Drosophila grimshawi
Lineage: Eukaryota; Metazoa; Arthropoda; Insecta; Diptera; Drosophilidae
Exons: 4
Coding region: 223-1851 (542 amino acids)
Source: RefSeq, a predicted model, not a curated record
UGUGUGCAAGCGUGCUGUUUCAUAACAGGUUUAUCUACUGUUGCGUAGUUAAACAAGAAAAAAAAUAAAAUCCACCCUGCACCUGUUGUUCUGGUUUCUCAGUGCAAGCCUGCGUUUUGGGCCUUUUUUUGCCCCUUUAACACUGAGCAAAUUUGUGUGCAAUUAAAUUGCGUCGAAGUUUGGACCUACAAACAACCCAAACACACAAUCACAAACAACGAGAUGGGCAACAAUGUGAGUGCCAAGGCCGAUGGCGAAGGCAGCGAACCUCCGCUGGAUGGUGGGAAACACCAUAAGCACCAUCAGCAACAUCACAAAUCCAGCAUACAUUCGCAAUCGUCGAACAGCAACAACAAUGGCAACGACGCUAUUGCCGUCAGCAGCAACAGCGCCAGCGGCAGCAGCAACAGUCUCAAAGUGCAGUCACAAACGCAAACAAUGACCAGAUCGGCGUCGGGCGCAGAUGUGACUGAGAAAUAUUUCACACAGUUGGUGCCCGUUGAGCGAUUGGCUGAAAUAUUAAAGGAACAGACGAGUGCUAAAUAUGGCAUUAAUGGCAUUGUCUCGGACAUUUUUGUGUCUCAAGUGUUUCCACAAUAUGCUGACUUGGGUAACCGUCUGUUCAAAUUGAUGCACGUGAACUCGAAGGCAACCACAAAGCACUUGGGCACCGUUGCGUUUCGCCAGCAAUGCGAACGAUUUCUGGGCAUCAUGGACGAUGGAAAGGUGCUGGAGAGCUACAUUAAGAUGUUUGCCGAAGACGAUAAUCCCGAUUUUAUAGAUAAGACGGGCGUCACACGCCUACUGCACAUCUGCUACACGAUUGCCAUGCAACACUCGGGGAACGCAGUGCUUUGUCCAUCUAUAAAUCGAACAUUUGGCUCGGUGACCAAGUCGAUAUUCUUUAGCCACGACAGCCUCACUUUGGGCUUCGUUUGCCGCUGGUUCGAACAGAAUCUGAUACGUCUUGUCCUGCUGGUGCACAAGUACUGUGUGCACACGUUGUCCACAGCAUAUCGCGGCCUGGAACAGCAGUCACAAUCCUGCGGCAUUGAGCUGCAAACGCCUGUGCUGGAGCAGCGCAAUCCAUUCGCAUCCAGUAGCGAUGCAGCGGAUCACAGUGCGCUCCCAAGUCACAUUGAAUCGCUGAUGCCACUCUCACAGGCCUGGCUUCUGGCUGGCGCCCUGCCGCCUCUGUAUUCGAAGCCGCAGACGAUUGCGCCGCCAAAUAGCAGCAGCAACAACAGCAGCGCCUCGACAGCCGUGCAGAUAUUCAGGGAGAAACUAUCGAUGAUGCCAUCACACUGGACACUUCUGUACGAUUCUAACGAGCAUGGCGUGGGUGCUAAUCGGUUUUUGCAUCAUGUUCUUGGCUACCGCGGUCCCACACUGGUGCUGCUGCACACCAAGGACGAGCAGACCUAUUGCAUUGCAGCGCCCAGCGAAUGGAAGGAGACACAUUUAUUUGUCGGCGCCGAGGGCAGCUGUGUCAUUCAGCUUUUGCCCAAAUUUGUGAUACUGGAGAAGAAGCCCAACAUUUUGUACCUUAAUACGAGCAUACGUGGCUAUCCAAAAGGAUUGCGAGCGGGCGUUGAUCCCCGAAAGCCCAUUUUAGCGGUAGAUGAACAUUUCGAGAAUGUAGACUGCAAGGGCAUCGCUGCGAGCCUCAUGUCCAUUGAGGUUUGGGGCUGCGGCGAUAAAUCGUCACGCGAAGUGCAAUUGGAUAUUAAGAAAUGGCAAAUCAAGGAAGCGGAACGUCAACGCACAGUCAAAUUAACCGCCGCGGAUUGGAUGGAUCAUCCGGAUCGUUAUCUUCUCGAGUUAGGCGGCAGGCAGAACUAUAACAACUAAUAAUUGCUGUUGUUUAAAUUGCGUGUUUCGAUUCGAAAGCAAUUAGCGUGUGCCUUUCAUUUGAGAACGCGAUGAAAAUACCUUAAAGAGAGAAUGUUCAUACUUAGAAGUCAUUCGUUCACGCGCAUCACGAUACGAAUUAACACUGGACUGAAUUUGUUUGUAUUUUGAUGUUAUAUUCGAUUAACGAAUUUUGUUUCAUGUUUUUUUCUUUCGUUUUUUUUUAACGGCUUAUUGGAAUGAUUUGAUUGAUAUUUGUACGUAUUGUUUGUAAUGCCAUUUUAAUUUAUAUUCGAUUAUGCUUUUGCCUGUACUUAAAACAUUUUGUCCUUGUCCACCAGUUCUGUGGUUUUUCUUUUUUACUAAUCGUCGUUCGCUGCUCUUGCAAUUAAUGUGUCAGGUAAUUUAAUUUUUCUUUAUAUUAUUGUUUCUAUUCUUUUUCAUCUGAGAAUGCAAGUAUUAAGUAAAAGACAUAAAAAUUAUGAAAAUAAUAAAACACAAUAAACAUAAUCAAAUGUUGCAAAUGAACGCUUUAAAUCUUUUUAUGGCUGGGCGCUGAUUUGCUAAAAGCAACUGGUUAAGUAAUUUAAUGUAGCUUAUCAGCAAAGCACUUCAAAACAUUUGUACGAAUGCAUAUACAAUGACUAAUGAUAUUUCUAUUUUAUCUGCUCAAAUGAGUGUGAUAAAAAAAAAGCGUCUCGCAAUUUUAUGGGUCGUUAACAAAAAUGAUAAAUAGACCAUGGAAAAUUUUCAGCUUGACCAAUCACAGCUAUGAAAAAGAUUCAAAAGCUAUAAUUUGGUUAUUUGCCAACAGGUUUAUCUAGUUUGUUGGAUAUGGCUCAAUCUCAAAAACUUUGGCCAUUAAAAUUGGCCCAGGACCGACAGUAAUCUCAAUAGAGUUUAGACUUGAUUUUUAAAAUAUUGUCAUGAAUAGUAGCGCAUAAUUAUGCAUAUAUAAAUUAUAGACUAAAUAAUCAUCGCAUUUUGAAAGAGUAUAAAUAAGUUUUCUCUACAAAUAUCUUUGAAGAAUAAAGGUAAAAGUAUAAAAAAUAAUACCGUAAUAUAAAUAAUAAAAAAACAAAUCUUGCUUUUUAUUUUUUCCUAUUAACAAGCAUACGUCCAAUCAUUCGUUAAAGUGCAUAUAAUAUAAAAAAGAAAAUUUAGAAAGUGUUGUGCAAUGUUUAAAAGAAAAUGUGUUUUAUAAAACAUCAACAUUAAAUUGCAAUUUCAAAUAAUAAAAACAGAAAAAAUACAUCAUUUAAAUAAUUGUUUGCAUAAUUAUAUUAUUGAGAAUAACAUUAGGUAAUAUACAAUAUAUGUUUUCAAUAUAAGUUACGCCCUUUUCUGACCGGCAGUCACAUCAUUCACAAUCUUUUGCUUUAAGGGUUUGUUUUAUAAAUUUAUCUACUAUGCAACAUGCGUGUUCGAUUACGAGUAUGGAGAACUGUUCAUAACUAGCCUAAAGAAUGUACAAUCUACUGACAGUCACAAAGCAAAUGUGUAUAACUAUUCUGCAUAUGGUUUUCCUAGAUUUUAUUAUUGCCUAUUUGAAUUUCAAGUUGAAAGUAUAAAACAUUUGGAGCCUAAUCUACAAAUGUGCGAAAAAAAAUUAACCGCUGCUCCUAUUUGCAUAUAAAUGCAUAUGUAAAUUGAAGAUUCGCUAGAAUUUCAUGAAUCUUGAUAUUUUCACUCCAAAACUAAGGCCACGUAAUUCAAAUGUACCCAAUUAGAUUGGGCUGGCAGAACAGUUUGCUGCAUUGUGAGUAUUCGUGUUAAAAGGAAUUAUUGUUUGCCAAUCAAAUGAAAUAAUUUGGUAAU